AUAUUCAUUAAUAAUCUUAUUGUACUUCGUUAACUAUGUUUAUUAACAACAAUAAUUAUCGAAAAGAUUGUUUUUUAUAUAUUUAUUUAUUUACUUUUUUAUUGCAAAAAAAUGUAAUAUUAAAUUAUGCUAAGAGUUAAUACCAGUGAGAUCGUUAUUUCAUUAUUCUUUAUUGUGUGUGUUAAAGUGAAUAUCUACAAAUUUAUAAUAUUUGUUUGUGUAUCAUUUGUUUAAAGAAUCGUGUGCUUUAAAUAGAUCGAUCGAUCAAUAUUAUAGGAAAUAAUAAAUGGAAAAGGAGAAAAAAGAAAAAAAAAAGGAACAAUGGAGGAAUUAAUUCGAGCAGUGAUAUGCCAUUUCAUUUUUAUUAGUGUGGUAUCUAUAUCAGAGAAAAUAUGGUGUCAGUCUUUCUAACCUAUACCAAAUUCGGUAUUCGCAUAAUAGCACGUCCGAAGAUGACGUUUGUAAUAAAUUAUUGCAGACAAUAUGAUGUUGAUUAUUAAAUAUUAUUCUCACGGAAUAUGAUACACAAUGAAUAGUAGUAAACUUUCUAAAUAAGUUUUGAAAAAUUGUCUAAUAUAUACGUGUAUAUAUAUGUCUAUCUAUCUAUCUAUCUAUAUAUAUAUAUACAUACACACACAUACAUAUAUAUAAGUGAAAAGUUAUUCACAUUGUUAUUCGGAAAAUGACGAUAUGUAAUCUAUUCUAAACGAUAAGUUUGUAUACUUUAAUUAGUAAUAAUUUUUUAUUUGAGUCGAUCAACAAAAAAUAAUAAAAAAAUAUAUAUAAUAUAUAUAUAUGUAUAUAUAUAUAUAUAUAUAAAAUUAUUAUUCUAAAGGCGUACGUUAAGUAAUAUCGAAAUAAAAAUGUAUGUAAGAGUACACGCCUUAUCUAAAAUAAGGUAGAGAGAAGUUUGGCUUGAUUGCAAGGAUAAAGAUGGCCGCGCUAGGCUGCCAUGAAGGGAGUGCGUCGCUCGUGCUCGUGGAAAUGGGACGUUGCAACAUCGAAGUGUCAUUGUUGUUCUUAUGAAGUGUCAGAUAGUGACGUUAAGUUAUACUGUUCAGUGCACGAAUUUAAGAAGAAUAGUUCGAAAUGGCAUCCGACAGUAGGAUGGAAUGGGUUGAAAUCAUAGAACCACGUACAAAGGAGCAUAUGUAUGCUAAUCUUACUACUGGAGAAUGCGUAUGGGAUCCACCACCUGGCGUACCUGUGAAGAAGACGGAUAAUAAUCAAUGGUGGGAAUUAUUUGAUCAGAAUACUUCAAGAUUUUACUAUUAUAAUGCCACAUCUCAGAAAACUGUUUGGCACCGCCCAACCGAUUGCGACAUUAUCCCUUUAGCGAAGCUUCAGACGUUAAAACAGAACACAGAGCCGGCUGGUAGUAGCGGAGGUGAUGUCCAAAAAAAUGCAGAAUCAAGAAAGAAAGAGUCUGUGUCUACGCAGACUCAAACACCUGUUAGUCGUUCGAUGCGUUUCAAUCAUCAAGACAAUCCUAAUUUAUCUGUUACACUGCAAGUGGGUAAUGCAAGUAAAUCUCGAACAUCUGGUAUCGGUGUGGAUAUGCAGACAUCUCCGCCGUCUCCAUCUCCUUCCUCGAGACGACAUCAUCAUCAUCAUCAUCAUCACCAUAAUAAUCGACACCAUAGACAUCACGAAGUACCGGCGACUAGACGGCAACAUAAUCAUUCGCAAGAUUCUGGUCGAUCCAGUGAUAGUUCUGUCUCCCAUAGUCGUACGUCUUUAGAAUCAACAGGGUAUCGAUUGUUGGACUCACCGCAUCGUCAUCAUCAUCGUUCUACGGUCCAGCCUCCUCCGGCACACGCUCAGUCUUCACCUAGGCAGCAUAGCGGCACGUUAGAAGGUAGAUGUCACAAAAGUGGAACUCUUGAAAGCGUUAAAAAUCAGAAGUCUAUACCGUUGGGCGAACCACCACCACUGGGAUUGUCUCUCUCAACUAGUACCCCUCUCUUCAAGAAAAAGACUUUCCCAGAUACACAACGCGAGGGUAGAGUAGGAAAUUUGGAUCUUGAAAAGAACAAAAAUGGUAAAGAAAGUAGUAGGGGUUCCUACGGUCCUGAACCAAGUACGUCUCCAUAUAGAGAUUCUUUAAUGGAGUCAAGAGUAUUUAGGCAAGAAAUGCCACCCUAUCGUCCGCCAGAAGUUCAAAUAAGUCAUAGUUAUAAAUCGCAAGGUGAAAAGUAUGGUUCGUUGGUCGAAAGUGGUAACCGUUUCCUUAGGGAAAGAGAUUGGGAAAUGCAUCAAAGAGAAAGAGUUAAUAGUUUGGACAAAUCUAAUACUUCUGCCUUUUAUCCAAGUUCCAUGCAUCCACGGAAUAUGAAUAAGCAAGAUACUACAGGUAGUAUAGGUAAAAGACAUUAUGGAUGUUCCGCGUCAUUGUCAGAAGCAAAUGUUCGUGAUAUGUAUGGGGCAAUGUUAGCAGAGAGAAACGAUCCAUCCAAGAGUCUAGUGCGAGGUACAGGAAUUAUUGGUAACGUAGCUAAGCAAAGAAGUAUGGAAGUAUCUGAGAGAGAAAGAGAACGGGAUCGUGACAGAGAGAAGGAAUAUAGAAGAAACACAGCGUGCAAUAAUUCGCUCGACUGCACGUCGCAGCCUCUGGCUCGUAGUUACAGUUUCGUGCAACAGCAAAAGUUGCAACAAUUACAUCAGCAGCAACAACAACAGCAACAACAGCAGCAGCAGCAACAGCAGCAGCAGCAACAGCAACAGCAAAGUAGAAGAAGAGAUAGAGACGAGGAUGCGAUGCACGAGCGUUAUUUGAUAAGUCAAAGUCACGAACAAUCUAGGCAGCGACUUAGUAGUAACACAAGCAGUAGCAACAGUAGCAACAGCAGUAGUAAUAGUGCUGUAGGGGAAGAUAUAGAAGGUCAUUUGGAUACGGAAGAUAGUAAGAAAAAGAGAAGCAAUGGUAAUCCAAGUCCACCGUUGUCUCCUUUCUAUGGAAAUCUUUUAUCAGAUGCCGACCAUUUGUUACCACUUCAACAUUAUAUUCUUCAGCAAGCUAAGCUAUCGGGUUGUUACAAGUUUGGAGAUCCAUUGUUAGUAGAAGAGGGUGAUGAUUCUUUAGACGAAGAAGGUGGUCGAAGCGGAGGUAUCGGAGGAAGAGUCGACGAUGAUUCGGACGAUCAGUUUGCCGAUGACGAGGCAGCAAGUAAUCAGGGCGAUUCGUCUAGCCAAGAGUAUCUCGAAGAUCAUUAUGCUGAUCUAGGUAACUACGACACUGCUGGUUUAGCGACCUAUUAUAAUACAGCCGACACGUUAACAAGGCCGCAACCAUCUCCACCAGCUUCGCCGACUAUAGUGACGCAACCAGAGACACAAGAUACUGUCGUUCCGUGCGUAAGACGAGUAUCUUUACCAUCGUCCACCCUAACUUCUACACCAAGCGGGGUUACAGGAAACGAUAAUGCAGAUUUAGAUGAGGCACGCCGUGACGAUAGUACCAGUGGUGGUGAUAUCGAAAAAUAUGCUCAAGACAAUCUUAACUUGAAUUGUGGGCGACCGAAGGGAUUGAGAUUAUUGUUCCGAAAGAAAUUCAGUGUCCGCGAUAUUCUCAGUUGGUCGAAGGAUCCGAUACCCCAGCCUAUGUUGGUUGUCGUAGACGGUGAAAAAUUAUUGAAAAGAGAGGCUUGCAAUUUGUUUCGAUUGGUUCAGGUAUAUAUGGGUGAUCGUAAGGCAAACGUUGGUAUGACGUUAGACGGAGUUGCUAUGGACAUCGUAAAUACAGCAUUUUCGAAACCACCGUUACGCGAUGAAUUAUACGUUCAAAUCUGUAGACAGACUACAGAAAAUCCACGAAAAGAAAGUCUUCGUAGAGGCUGGGAACUGAUGGCUGUCUGUUUAGCCUUCGUACCACCUAGCGCUACAUUCGAACCUUACCUCGAAGGAUACAUGAAUAGGCACCGCGAUCCGAACUUCCAAUUUCCAGAGGUGGCUAAGUGGCCGAUUCAUGUACAGGUCAGUCAUUAUGCAACCGUUGCCUGUAAACGUCUUCAGCGGAUUGGUGCUCAUGGUAAACGACAGCCACGUAAAGCUACCAUAGAAGAUAUCGAUCAAGCCAGGAUCCAAAUUUUCCGUGCAUCGAUGUUUGGUGCAACAUUAUCCGAAGUAAUGGCUUUGCAAAGAGAUCGUUUCCCUCUUCGAGAAUUACCAUGGAUACAAACGACCUUAACCAGACAAGUAUUGGUACGUGGUGGAACGUUAACGGAGGGUAUAUUCCGAGUAUCAGCCGAUGCCGACGAAGUUAGCGCUUUGAAAGCCUGCUUAGAUAAAUUUGAGGAUGGUGCGAUAUUGGCAGCGUCCCAAGAUGCACAUGCUCCUGCUUCCUUAUUAAAGUUAUGGGUACGCGAAUUGUACGAGCCUUUGAUACCCGACUCCUUUUAUACGGAGUGCGUAUCGAUGCGUCACGACGAUGCACAAGUUUCAGCAAGUAGCGUAGCUGCUAUCGUUGAUAGAUUGCCUGAUCUCAAUCGACGCGUUUUGUGUCACCUUAUACGAUUCUUACAGAUAUUUGCCAGGCCCGAAGUAGUAGCACGUACCAAAAUGGAUGCAAAUAAUCUUGCAAUGGUAAUGGCACCAAACAUUUUACGGUGCACAUCACAAGAUCCUCGUGUUAUAUUAGAAAAUGCACGAAAGGAAAUGGCUUUUGUUCGUACUCUGAUCGAGUCGUUAGACACUGCUUGGGUCGAUGAUCUUCACUGACCAUUCUAUUACGCUAGCAAAGAACACUUUAGACUAUUAUGCCAAAUGAAUCAGAUGUAUAUUCACACCCGUUGUUAGUUAUCUCACUGUUCUCUACACGUUCGUAUUUUUUUUGUUUAUUCGUUUGUUCAUCUAUCGUCGUCGACGAUUUCUCGUCAUUAAAAAUCUUGAAUGUU
Messenger RNA from Vespula pensylvanica (western yellowjacket), 4892 nucleotides. RefSeq lists its product as uncharacterized. Gene Ontology annotation, biological process: signal transduction. Lineage: Eukaryota; Metazoa; Arthropoda; Insecta; Hymenoptera; Vespidae. Gene Ontology annotation, cellular component: cytoplasm; cytoskeleton. Bases 1090 to 4716 code for a protein of 1208 amino acids. The transcript has 11 exons. The record is from RefSeq and is a predicted model, not a curated record. Gene Ontology annotation, molecular function: GTPase activator activity; protein binding.